UUAGUACUCUGGCUUGGCUGGUGGGACUCAUUAUCAGGAUGACAUCAUCUUCUUUUGGAUCCCGUCUUCUCUUCGCCAUGGUCGUAGUGACAAAUGCUAUUGAGGCCAGCACUAAACUGAUCAUGAAAAGUACAAGUGACCAAUCUUCUGGAAGUCCUAUCACCCUAUCAUUGUUCAGCUCAGAGGAAUUAGGGCAUGGGCUUCAGAGAAGUGUGGGUGGGUACAAAGAGGGACUGAAUGCAGUUCAGCUGAGUGACAGGCCUUGCCGUGUUGUUAUUCAGACGCAGUAUGACAGACCUGAGCUGGAGGGCCUUAGCCCUGUGCGUGUAGAGAUGGGUCCAGGAGACAAAAGGAAAAGAGCUGGUCAAAGAAAGAGGCAUUUUCCAGGGCUUGGAUGCUCAGAGCAUGAAGUGAAAAAUGUGUCUCCUGACAGUGAGAUCAUGCCUAACAGCAAGAGUCAUCAGUCAUCAGUCAUCAGGGAGUUUGGAAGGCAUAGGACUAAGGCUCUGAAUGGCAGAGAACCUGAGCUUGCAAUCAAUGAAUGGAAGGUUUCAGUGGAGCAGAGUUUAAGAAAACCCAGCUUUUCCCCCAUGCUGACUGAAACCAGCUCUGGCACCUCCAUGUCUUCAACAUCUUCAUUAACUACUGAAGAACACUCUACUCAGUCUCCUCUCACCAACAAACCCCAGGGAGGGAAUGAUUUAGCUAAGAAUGCAGUAUCUAUCCUUGGCAUGACAUUGUCUGACCGAGCUGAUUAUGAGGCUAUGAAACCUGCAGAAACACAGCAGCCCUCUAAAAAGAAAGGCAGGCAGUAUACAAAGAGGUCCAGCAGUGAGAAGAAGACGAUGACUUCUAAAGAAGCUGUGAGCUGUGAUCAUCAUUUGGACUGUGUGCCAGGUUCCUGCUGCAACCUCAGAAAACACACAUGCGACCCUCAUAAUCGAGGCCUCAAUAACAAGUGCUAUGAUGACUGUAUGUGUGAAGAAGGACUUCGCUGCUUCUCUAAGUUUCACCACCAUCAUCAAAAGGUUCUCCGAAAAAAGGGACGUUGUGUUGAUCCAGAGUAUAUAAACACUGGCCAUAGGGCAUUCACUGCCAUCUGAAAGAAACUUUUUCUGGCUUGAACGUCCCAUGUGAAUAUGCUAUUCCUGUGAUUUACCAUGUCCUUAUUGUGUGUAAUAGGACAUUUUGAUGUACACAUUCUUCGCUUGGUUUUGUCAUAUAAUUAAAAACAAUAGGUUUGUAUUGAAUGUCACUGAGGUUUAGUAUACACAACCUGUGCUUUAUUAAAUUCUUUUGAUGAACCUUUGUAAAAGAAAAUUGAUAAUAUUUCAGUCAACAAAUUACUUUUCUUAUUUACUUUUCUUAUUUACUUCAUUGAAUUGUGUUUUAUGUGUACCAGUUUUUUGACUAAACAUCUGAAAUGACGUUUUUUUUCUUUACAUUUUAAACACAUUUUCAAAUAUUCAGACUAAAUUAAUCAAAAUUAUGUUCUUGUCUAACAAAAGCAAAUAACCCACUCAAAGCAUGUAAACCUUGCAUAUUAAUUCAACUUGAAAGCAGGCAAACCCAUUGAGUCACUAUUACUGUAAGCUAGAUAUUAGUACAAGUUAUGCAUAACCUUGGACAAAUCCAUGUAAAACAUUUGCAGAAGAAAAAAAAAUGUAAAUUUAAUUUAUGCAGACAAUCAUGCAAGUUCCAUCACACAGAAAGAAAAUGUGUGUUCAUUCUGUCUCCCAUGCUACCCACUUUUUAAAAUACAGUUUUGCCCCCCAAACCAAAAUUUGUUUUAAUGAUUUAAAAUGAUGGCCCAGAAAAAUAAGACAGGGAAUUUUAAGUUAUGUAUUGCCAUAUUAAUACAUGCUAUAUUACAUUUGAUCAACAACAACAUGACAAAAAAGAGGCCCAGAGCAGAACGACUGCCUUACUAAUCUAACAGCUUGCUGAAUUAAAUUCAUUCUGUUACUGUUGUGGUUAGAGAGCUACAAGUCUAUGUUCCACCCACAAAGGCUCUCAUUGAGAGUUUGAUCAAGCUUUACAAGUUUUAGGCAAAUUCCAUUAAACCAAGUAGUUAUUAUUAAUAUAGUUAAUAUAUAAAAUAUUCAGAUUAGACAGCUAUGAUGUGUUGUUACAAUCGCUAGAGUCAUUUAGUUUUGAGUUGAAAAUGCUACAAUAAUUUCCCUCCUGCGCUCUGAUUGGUCGGUAGUAUUUUCUCUCCUGUGUUCUGACCUGUUUGUAGUAUUUUCUCUAUUGAACUGUGAUUGGCUACUUGUAUUUUCCCGUUCUUUCUGAUUGGCUAGUAAAACACACUUCUAUGUUCUUAUCAGAGUCAGUUUAAGAGGAGUCUGUCCACCUCCAUCAACCCAUUGUAGUAAACACGACUGCCAAUGCUAGAGGGCAACUGCAAUCGAUUCCACAAUGAAUAGGAGUGAAAGGAGCCAAACAGAUAAAAACAAACAAUUAUAAAUGUUUCAUGCCAUUCAUAUGAGAACCUCCUUUAAUUUUGUAAAGUAGGAGGAUGUAUUCCAUUACAAAGUCUAAGAAAACGUAACCGCAUCUUUCUGUUUUUCUAUAGCAUUUAUACAGCUUUUUUGCAUGUUGGACGCUAGUAUUAAUGCUACUGAGCACUGACAAGGUCACUGAGAGUGAAACAACAGAAUAGUUCAAAUAUUGUAUACUGUUCUGUGUUUUAUGCAUUUUUCUAUAUAAAUGGACAAACUGCUUUCGCUCAAAGGCUCCUUUGAGUAGUCCAUUCAUUUUGGACCCACUAGUGUUUAAAAAACCUGGAAGACACUACUGACUGGCAGUUCUCCUCACUACACAUUGUCUGGUAGUAUGUUGUUGCUCUAAUUGGCUGCUAGUAUUUUCCCUUCCUCCUUCUAAUUCACUUGUAUGCUCGUACCCUCUUGCAUUCUGAUUGGCUGGUGGUAUUUACCCCUUCUAUGCCCAGAUAGUCUGGGGAAUUUGUUUAAAAUGUUCAAAUCUGUUGCCCAGAAAAAUAUGAAUAGUAAUAUAGGUCAUUUGAUGAGAGCACUUGAAGAAAUGGUUGGAGGAAUUGCUAUUAAAGUAUCUGUUUUUGACAUUGUGCAUAAUAUUGUAGUGUGUUUAAGAAAUGUUUACAUGUUAGUUUUAGGUUCUGUGUUCUUUAGCAUGUGUUCACCGGGUUCUCAUCACUGUAACUAAACCCAACAUGUAUCCACUUCCGCAUAUUGAUGAUACCUUGUACCGGCUCUGUAUGGUUCAGUUCGCUGGACCUGCAGAGUCAGCCACCGAAUGCACCUGUGUGGUGAAGGAACACCUGGGCAAGGUGGUGUACCAGGUUAGGGCAAGGUGGCAGACUGUUGUAGUUCAUAAGGGCAGACUUGCCCGUUGAACAGAAGACCACACCAGGCCAGGUGGAACCGUCGUGUCUAGGACCGCGGAGGAGUUGGAAGGUGGCACUCCACCAGUGGCUGCACUGCUUUUAGCUCACAAGCAUGCAUGUAAAAGGAGGCCUUAGAAGAGGCUCAUGGAAGAUGUACGUUCUCCUUAAAAGAGGGAUUGUUAUUGUUUGUUAGUUAAGAUGUGUUAUGUGUUACUCGUGUCGUUCUGUGUAGGGGCAUGGGUUUAGUUGAGUGGGAUUUUGUAUUAACUGUAGAGCAUACGUGUGUGGCAUUCAGUGACCCUCUUGCCAUUCCAGCUGAAUUUCAAGUGGCUUUUCUGCCACAUUCAAAAUAAAAGAGCAUCUCUAAGC
Messenger RNA from Pygocentrus nattereri (red-bellied piranha), 3733 nucleotides. RefSeq names its product draxin-A (gene draxinb). The transcript has 7 exons. The coding region runs from base 39 to 1103 and encodes 354 amino acids. The record is from RefSeq and is a predicted model, not a curated record. NCBI's taxonomy places the organism in Eukaryota, Metazoa, Chordata, Actinopteri, Characiformes, Serrasalmidae. Gene Ontology annotation, cellular component: extracellular region. Gene Ontology annotation, biological process: Wnt signaling pathway; axon guidance.